CAUAAAAACACGCAGUGUAGAUGUAGUUGAGCUUCUAAUAGCUUCGUUCAAUAUGAUGCAUUUCCAUUUCCAUUUUUAGCUGGAAUCUUUACAGAUUGUGCUUCGUUCAUCUCGUUUCUUCAGCCACUAUGUCAGGUACCCUGAUCAUGAGCUCGGGCGCAGGUCCGCCGGCGCUACAGCAUCAAGCCGGUCACCACCCCGCAGGAGCCGCCGACGUCAACAGUCAUCACGAGAAUCUGGAUCAUUUUGACGCUCUCGCGGCGGAAGAUUUUGACCCUAUCGCGUUCCUGAACAAGCAGUUCCCCUCGGAGAAGUCCCUGCAGCACGUGGACAAGGUGAUGCAACAGCUGGACAAGAUUGCGGCGACCAUCGAUACGGAGCUCCGGCACGCGGUACACGAGCAGGCACGCACGGGGUUCCGCGCCAAGGAGGACCUGGAGCAGGCUAAGACGGCGAUGGGCGACCUGAUCACGCGGGUGAAGAACGUGCAGUCCAAAGCCCAGCAGUCCGAGUCGCUGGUGUUGGAAUUCUGUCGGAACAUCAAGUUCCUCGACCUGGCGAAGAAGAACUUGACCAACACGGUGACCGGAUUCAAGAGGUUUGUCAUGCUCGUGUCCGCUCUCGAGCAGCUGCGCCGGCUUGCCGCGGAACGCGAGUACAAGAAAGCCGCCCAGUUGCUUCACGCUUGCGAGGAGCUUGCGCAGCACUUUCAGGGCUUGAGCAAGGUGGUGCAGAAAGUGCACGACCUCUUGCGACAAAAGGACUCACUACUGGCGGAUCUGCGGGCGCAGAUCUUUGAGGACUACGACGCGCUACUGGACCCAACCGACGUGGAUCUACGUCGCGAGGACAUCAAAGCCGCAGCGCACUGUGUGAAUGCCAUGCCCACAAAGACUGUACGCCACGAGAUUGUCACAAGAUUUUGCCUGCGGAUUUUGGAGGACUACAAAAAAAUCUUCUCGCCCUCGCAGAGUCAGACGGCUCUUGGGGUUGGCGCGCCCGGUCAACCAGGGGGGGCCGGUGGACCGGGCGGUCAAGCCUCGCAGCAGGAGGAAUACUCGGGCCUGGAGCACGUGGAGCGCCGCUAUGCAUGGCUCCGCCGCACACUGAAGGAAUUCGACGACAAGUAUCUCGAGUUCUUCCCUUCUUUCUGGGGCGUACCGUGCUCGCUGUGCGAGCAUUUUUGCCACAUCACAAGACAACACUUGGUGGAGGUGCUCGGCGCUACGCACCACACAGCUGAUCCGGAGCUCCUGGUGCGGGUGUUGCGAAAAAGCAUAGAGUUUGAGAACGACCUUGCGAAAAAGUUUGCGGCGUCGGCAGAUAAGGACGGUAAUAACAGGGAGAGGCAGCUGCAAGCAAGAAGUCCGGGCGGAGAGGUAGGAAUCGCAUGUAAUAGAUAUUUCUGCUCUUAUUUAUUCAACAGGAUGCCGGGCGGGUAUCCCCGACAAAUUGCGCCGAACAUAAACAAAAGAUACUGUACGGAAAUAUGUCAGAAAAAUCUUACAAACAGAAACCCGUGCGGCACAUCUCGGAGUUCGUGACAGAAUCCGACCCGGGAGCAGAUGCGGAUCGGGCCGAUCCAAGCCGGGAGCUGCCGAUGGCCUUCGUGAAGUACGGAUUCAGUCCGACGAAGAGGGCACAGCAGGCGUCACCAGAGGACAGUAGCCACCUCCCCCGCUUCCGCGGCAUCGUGUCCGAGUGCUUCGAAGCGUACCUGGGCACGUGGGUAAACUACGAGGCCAGCAACUUGAAAGCCCUGAUUCCAGAGCAGGAAGACAUGCCCCAAGUCGAAACGGGAACGACGGGACCCGCCAGCGCAGAAGAGGAUGACGACCUCGGGGACGACGACUCACGCUACGUAUCCAUUGUUGCAAUAGUGCCGCUGCUGAUGAUGAUGUUGUUUGCGACGUUAUUUUCCCCAACAUGCCCUCCCCUGAAUAACAAUAAAUCCAUCAGGUUUUCCCCUCCGCGCCUGCCCUGUUCGACGCGAUGCGGCGGGUGAUGAUGAAGUGUGUCUCCUUCAGUAUCGACCAGACCUUGUUCGAGAUUUUUCUGGUGUUUAAGCAGACCGCGAACCUGUACUGCUCGACAAUUCACAACCGCGUGAAGAGAAUGACGGUGGGCUCGGGCUACGUGAUCUCCGACGAGGACCUCAAGAUUGCGUGCGCCUGCAUUGGCACGUUGGAAUACGUGGAUCAGAUGCUGCCCCAACUGUCCGACAUUGUCCGGCAACACCUCACCUCAGGAACAAGCACAUCGAGCCAGUACCAGAAUAAGAUCGACUUCGAUUCCGAACAAGAAACGCUGGGCGCGAUCACCGCGUCCAUUUACGCAGACGUGCUGGUGAACUACCCUCGGAUGAGUACCCUGCUCGCCCGCCUCAGCGCCACCAUGAUGAGCCACUACGCUCAAAAGUUUUCAAAACGCGGGGCUGGUGGUGCAACAGCGCAGGGAGGAUCAGGUGGGGACAUUACGACCGCGUUGGGACAGCACCAGCAGCCACCGUCCGCUGUUGCGUCCUCCAGCGCUGCCUCGUCGUCCGCUGCAGCAGCUAAUUCCAGUAGUUCCAGUGGCUCAGCAUCAACAUCUGCGCCGACCGUCUCGCCCUUUGUUGCGGAAAUUGAGGACAUUUUCACAUCGCACUGCUCCCUGACCAGCGGGUACUUGUCCAAGUUACACUACAGGUUUUUCUGCGACAAGCACGCGCAGUGGUUCAUUCCGCGCUUCACCCACGAGAUUUACAAGUGCCGCGGGGUGUCGAAGCAGGUGGCGCGGCAAUUUCUCAUGGACGCGGUUGCCAUCAAGAACGUGCUGCUACAGGUACCCGCCGGAGCGCUGCGUGCGCGCUCCGGGGGUGCAUCAUCGCAAAUCAGCAUGCCUACGGCCUACAGCAAUUUCGUUUUGCGGGAGUUUGGUCGCGUGGAGUUCAUCUUCAAAGUGUUGUCCGAGGAGGAAGAGGCCGUGCAUCGAUUGAACCACGGCGUGGACGUAACACAAAAGGAAAUCGACCAGAUUCUGAUGCUCAAAGAGGGCGCAGCCAUGGACGAUGAGAUGUUCAAUCCGGUAGAUGGCGGCGAUCUGUUGGGCGGGGGCAGUGUCGACCCCGCUGCGCGAAACAACCCGUUUAACUUUGUGCAGUCCACAUUGCCAAACGUGAAUCCCUCGAUGAAACAGUUUGCCAGCGACGCACGAAAGCAAGCUGACACCAUGAAGCAGCUCGCUGCCGACGCACGGAAAAAACUCUUCGGAAACAUCAAGUUUUGAUGAGAGCUUAGUUUUUGAAUGAAACAUUUUGCGGCAUGUUACUGCUUAAAUUUGCCCUCCUGUGAAGCUGAAGGCAAGUCCUGCUUGCUUUCUACAUUCGGAAUGCGAUGCACGCCAGAUUGAAUAGUUGUCUCUUCUAU
This is a messenger RNA of Amoebophrya sp. A120, 3407 nucleotides long. The record is from the annotation of a GenBank genome assembly. NCBI's taxonomy places the organism in Eukaryota, Dinophyceae, Syndiniales, Amoebophryaceae.